Messenger RNA from Glossina fuscipes, 704 nucleotides. RefSeq lists its product as uncharacterized. The transcript has 3 exons. Bases 207 to 704 code for a protein of 165 amino acids. NCBI's taxonomy places the organism in Eukaryota, Metazoa, Arthropoda, Insecta, Diptera, Glossinidae. The record is from RefSeq and is a predicted model, not a curated record.
AAUUUUUUGGUUUUUUUUCUAGUGGCGCAAAGUAUUGGUAAAGUCGUAAGGGUCAACACUAAUGAUUUAAGUAGGAAAAAACGUUAUGUGGCUUUUCCUGAGGGAUCUUCAGUAACCGUGAGUUGUGCGGAAAUAAGAAAGAAAUAAAAACUCCGUUUGAAACGCAUCAGUUUUAUGGAUAGGCAGCCAUUUGUUUGACUGUCGGUAUGAUAGGCAAUCCAAGCAGAGACUUUCUUAGUUAUGCUGUUAACUAUGGUGUGGCGUACAACUUGCCCACUGUUGAGUGGGCGCGUAGGCAUCGUAACGGUUUUUUUAAUAACACCAAAGUUUUAAGACAAAGAAGAUCACGUCAUGAUUUUUAUGAAAAGUUAAUAGUAAUUCUUGAUAGUGCUGGUUUCAACGGAAUGUCGUGCGUCGCUCGUGCUUUAUGUGAAAGUGCAAAAAUUUUUGGUACUUCAGAGUCGAAACGCGGCAAUAUGAUUGAAGAAAUUAUGAAAACUAUAUUCAGUUUUCCUUCAACUCAUUUAGCGGAAAAUGAGCCAGAUGCACAUCAUUAUUUUGAAUAUGUCCACCGCAGUGCUACACUUGACGAUAUCACUUGUAGUUCACAGCAUUGGGAAUGCGAAAUUUCUCUAUUGGAUUUAGCUUUAGGAAAAUAUUUAACAUCGAUUGACCAAGGGACGUCCAACUAUAAAUAUGUGUAA